This is a messenger RNA of Trypanosoma theileri, 951 nucleotides long. RefSeq lists its product as uncharacterized. The transcript has a single exon. The record is from RefSeq and is a predicted model, not a curated record. NCBI's taxonomy places the organism in Eukaryota, Euglenozoa, Kinetoplastea, Trypanosomatida, Trypanosomatidae. The coding region runs from base 1 to 951 and encodes 316 amino acids.
AUGAAUGCCGAUACUCCCGUUUCUUCUCCAGCAGCACCUAAACAAACUACAUUAUUGUAUCGUCGCAGUUCUCUUGUCAAACGUCCCCCGGUGGUUCUUCCCCCAAAUGAUGUCUCUCGCAGUAUUCACGGCCGUCAACCAAAUCCCGAUCAUCUCGCCACUUUACUCGCCGCAUUAACAGAAGAUACCGCCCACUUCGCCAUUUCAAAAGAAAAAACAGAAGAAGAAGUGGAGAAAUUACGAGAGGAAUUACGUAAACAACAGGCGGAGACCGCACGUUUAUUACAAACGAAUAUUAGUUUAGAAGCUCAACGGGCUCAAUUACUGGUGCAACGAGAUGCACAGGUGAUGAAACUUAACUCAAGCACAAUACAUCAAAACUCUCAGGCAAAAAUACGAGAUGUGGAUGAUCUUCUCUUAAAUGAAGAACUUGUACAGAUGUUAGAGGUAUUACAACAACAGAAGGAACAACGCCUGGCAGAGAUUACAAACGUACGGGCCGCUAUUGAUGAUAUUCGUAAUAAUAUUGAAAAACAAGAGAAAUUGGUAUUAUUAGUUCGGGAAUAUUGGAGACGAAAUGCGGCCGCCAUGAAACGUGUAAAGAAUGCCGCCGGAAGACGUUUAGGACGUGAGUCUAUUUCUUCUGCGAUAGUAGAAACGAGUAUGAUGGAUUCCCCAUCGCAAACAAUCUGGAGACGAUUUAACACAACAGUCCCGCCGGCAUUAUUAUCAUCAGAGGCAGCGGGAAUAGCAAGAGUCAGUCCAACCCCAACAACAGGAACGGGAACGGGAAUGGGAAGAAAUACGGCAGAAGGGAAAAGUAAUAAUGUGUAUCAGUCUAUUCCAGCACUUGGGUUGAAGGAACCAGAUGAGGUGGCGGAGUUUAUUUACAGUGUGUUUGAGGAAUUGGGAGUGGGAUCCACAGCAACUGCUGGAAAUGAGGAGUUGUGA